This is a messenger RNA of Scaptodrosophila lebanonensis, 662 nucleotides long. Its product is annotated as probable RNA-binding protein EIF1AD. Gene Ontology annotation, biological process: translational initiation. NCBI's taxonomy places the organism in Eukaryota, Metazoa, Arthropoda, Insecta, Diptera, Drosophilidae. The transcript has 3 exons. Gene Ontology annotation, molecular function: RNA binding; translation initiation factor activity. The record is from RefSeq and is a predicted model, not a curated record. The coding region runs from base 126 to 593 and encodes 155 amino acids. Gene Ontology annotation, cellular component: nucleus.
CUAACCCCACCGGUUGUGGUUUGUUUUAGAAUUUCCCGUGUUAAAUGCAUAAAACGUUGGAAACACACCCAAAAUACACAAUUGAAGCACCGGUAACCGAGUGAAGUCUAAGGAACGUAUCCACCAUGUCGCAUAGAACGCGCCGCAAGCAUGUGAUCAAGGAAAUGAUGGAGGACGACUAUGAGCUGCCAAAGGAACAACAACAAAUCGUGCGCGUGAUUAGCAGUCGCGGCAACAAUUUGCUUGAAGUUGAACCAUCAGUAGCACAGUCGGAAAACUUUCUAGUUUCUAUAUCCACAAAGUUUCGCAAGAAUCUGUGGGUCAAGCGCGGCGACUUCAUUCUGGUGGAUCCCAUCGAGGAAGGUGACAAGGUCAAAGCUGAGAUCUGUAAAGUGCUUACUCCGGCACAUGUCAAGGAGUACACCAAGGCGGGUGUGUGGCCAGAGCGCUUUGCCAAGAAGCUGAACGCGCCGCCACCACGGUCAGGAAGUAAUAGCAGCGAUGAGGACGAUUUAUUGGCUCCCAACACAAAUCGCCCAGUUCAGGCUGACGACACAGAGGACGAGACGGAGGACAGUAGCGAUGAAGACUGAAGUGUACAUAAUACCUAUAGGUCUACUAUUUAGAAAUAAGACAUAAAUUGUUUGUGCAUUACAAAAGUU